Messenger RNA from Aspergillus sclerotioniger CBS 115572, 1244 nucleotides. Its product is annotated as putative beta-1,6-glucan biosynthesis protein (Knh1). The transcript has 4 exons. Gene Ontology annotation, cellular component: extracellular region. Lineage: Eukaryota; Fungi; Ascomycota; Eurotiomycetes; Eurotiales; Aspergillaceae. The coding region runs from base 170 to 952 and encodes 260 amino acids. The record is from RefSeq and is a predicted model, not a curated record. Gene Ontology annotation, biological process: cell wall biogenesis; (1->6)-beta-D-glucan biosynthetic process; fungal-type cell wall organization.
AGCAUGCCGUUGCAUUGCAGGGGGCGACGGGAGGGCAUCAACAGUCUGUUGCCAUUCAUUCUUAUUUUCGGAUACCUCCCUUCGCUUCUGACGUGGCCCUUUGUUGACCAUAUUAAUUAUCUCUCUACACUCAUUGCCUGUAGCGCUGGCCUCCCUUCCCCUGUGCAAGAUGAGGCUUGCACGCACAAUAUCAUUUGCGCUAUCACUCCUCUCUACUGCCCUUGCGGAUGUGGUGUUUAUUUACCCAACCACCGGCACAGUUAUUAGAGCUGGCGAUGUCGUUACCGCUCACUGGAGGGAUUCUGGCGCACUACCUCGAAUGACUGAACUUGUACAAUACGACCUCUAUCUCUGUGCAGGCGGAGACACACCGGGAUCCUAUGAGGAUGUGUCUCUUCUCCUUACAAAUGCUAUUUUUUCCAGGGGCAAUUCGGUUUCCUUCAGGAUUGAUCCAGAUGUCGGUGGCAAUGAUGAGAAUGCAUACUUUCUAAGGAUGGUCGCUUCUGGUCCCGAAGCCUCGGUUGUCAACUACUCAGAGCGCUUCACGCUCACGAACAUGACAGGCUCAUUCUCACCACUUAUUGUACAUGGAAUUCAUUCUGCCAUACAAUCUCUUAGUUCUCCUGUCAAUGAAGGGGAAGAAAAUGAGGAAUUGCGAAAGAGGCAAAUGGUAGGGUCCUAUACGAUUCCAUAUCCGUUGCAAACAGGUCCUACGAGAUACGCUCCUAUGGCUAAGAAGCCUGGAAGUACGAUUCCCGCGGGGUCGCCAACCCCCCAAUUCUCAGCGAGCCUGUAUACCAUCGCUACAACUUAUUUACCUGCGGCUACCAUUCAGGUUACACUCUCUGCCUCUGAGACAUACUCCGUGGUUAGCAUCGAGAACACCGCAUCUCCUGCACCGCAUUCUCAAGAUGUGCAAAUGAAGCGGUUCUUAGAAAGAUGGAAGGAUUAGGUCUUGUAACAGUUUGGACUUCUGACGCUCCAGGCAGCCAAAACCAUUCCAUUUGUUCGAUUUAGUGCCUUUUAUACCCCGUCCACCAUAUGUCCUGUCUUUUCCCCUCAUAAUGUUCUCUAAUAAUGGCCUAUUUGCGGCGUUAAAACGCUGGAAUAUGUGUGCAUCUGACCUUUCAAAUCUCCGAUUUAUGUUAGUUUGCAUGGAACCGGCUUUUAUACUCGACAAUACUGGUUAUCGCCUGCACCCAUCCCCCAGUUGAUUUAAAACACAAACUUUGCAUACUACAUCC